GCUCUAGUGUUAAUACACAAGAAGGUUCUAGCAAUAAUAUGGAAGAAGGUUCUAGCGAUAAUACGGAAAAAAGUUCUAACGAAUAUAACGAAGAUGAAGAUAAUUAUACUAGUGAAAAUGGUAGUCAUUUUAUUAGCGAUGAUGAGGAUAGUUAUUACAAUGUAGGAGAAACUGACUAUGUUAAUGAAUGGGUUUAA
Molecule: messenger RNA, 197 nt
Organism: Racocetra persica
Lineage: Eukaryota; Fungi; Glomeromycota; Glomeromycetes; Diversisporales; Gigasporaceae
Source: the annotation of a GenBank genome assembly